AUGGCUGCGAUACCUUCUACCACCUCCCAAUGGGUCAUCGAAACCAGCACUGGACCGUCCGGGCUCAGGCUGAAGCACGACGUGCCGCUGCCACCGCUCGGCGCACACGAUGUGCUUGUGAAGAUACACGCCGUAGCGGUGAACUCGCGAGAUACCCAAGUCCUCGAUAAUACAUAUCUCUGGGGCACGACGCCUGGCGUCGUGCCGCUCUCUGAUGGAGCGGGCUCAGUCCUUGCCAUCGGCGAGGCCGUCUCACGUUUCAAGCCUGGAGCACACGUAGCUGCGACGUUUCACCGACGAUGGCUAAGCGGUGAACUGGCCUCCCUGUCCCAAAUGUCCCAAAUCGGGGCACACUUUGACGGGUUGCUUCGGCAGUAUGCCGUGUUCCACGAGGAUGAUCUUGUAGCUGCGCCAUCAAACUGCAGCUUCGUACAAGCGAGUACUCUUCCCUGUGCGGCUCUGACUGCGUGGAAUGCACUAUUCUGCGGCCACAAGAGUCUCAAACCAGGAGAUGCCGUUCUUACGCAAGGCAGCGGGGGGGUGAGUCUAUUCGCGAUCCAGUUUGCAAAGGCCGCCGGCGCGACGGUCAUCGCGACGACGGGCCAGCUAGGCGGAGAGCGCGAAAGACAGCUCAGACUGCUCGGAGCGAACACAGUGCUGAGCUACCGCGAUGCCGACUGGGGGAAGCAAGUGAAAGCGGCCACGGGCGGCCGAGGAGUGGACUUCAUCGUCGAAGUGUCAGGCGCCGGGGAACAGAGCGCCGCAGCGUUGAAACUUAAUGGCCAGAUUGUGAUUAUAGGAGGCGACGGUGGCUCUGGAGGGUCGAUAUUUGAUAUGCGGAAGACAAUGGGCGAGGUGAGGCGUGUGACGGUGGGCAAUCGCGACCAAUUUGAGGAUAUGAAUCGUGCGAUUGAGGCGAAUGAUAUUCGCCCUGUCGUAGACGAGAAGAUCUGGACGUUUGAGCAGGCCAAGGAGGCAUUUGAGUAUGCACAGUCGGGGAAGAUGACUGGUAAACAGAGCUGUAGAGUACGGUCUCGUGAUCUGAUCAACAAAUCUGUUUUUGCGGCCAGAUUGCAAUUCUCCCACGAACAGCCAGGAGAUAUGGCAAACACCACUACGAUCACAACACCAUUGGAAAUAGAAAACCAUGCGGAUGCCAUCCCUCUGGCUCCCUCUGCGCGGCCAGCACCCGCAGAGGGCGCAGCCAACACGACCACGCUGGAAGCCGCCAGCAUCAUCCUCGUCCUGACAGGCGUGACAUUCAUCAGCGUGUCUGGCUCCGGCAUCCUGACUACUGCUCUUCCCCAUAUUGCCUCGGACAUCAACCUGGACAGCAAUUUGAUCUUCUGGCCCGCAUCCGUGUAUUCCCUGGCCGCCGGAUGCACUCUUUUGGCGUUUGGCGCGGUGGCCGACAUCGUGGGCUCCAAGCCCAUGUGGCUUCUCGGCAGCGGUGUUUCGUGCCUGUGGAUACUGGCCUGUGGACUGGCUCGCACAGGGCCCGAGUUCAUUGCCUUUCGAGCUAUGCUGGGCCUUUUCGUGGCCAUGUGUCUGCCCACGUCCAUCAGCCUCGUCACCACCUCAUUCCCUCCGGGCCCGAAGCGCAAUAUCGCGUUUGCGGUGACCGGCAUGGGCCAACCGCUGGGAUAUGCCGUGGGACUGGUCCUCGGCGGUGUCUUGACUGAUACCAUCGGCUGGCGCUGGGCCUUCUAUAUCACGGCAAUCAUCAACUUCUUUCUUUUCGUUGCCUCGAUAUUCCUAUUGCCCUCCAACACCAAGGCAUCUUCUUUUUCAACCCGUCGCCUUUUACGUCAGAUUGACUGGGUCGGGGUGAUCAUCCUGUCGGUUUCGCUGGGUCUCUUGUCCUAUGUUUUGGCGAUGAUCACCAUGAAUUACUCCAACAUGAGCGACGCGCAGAACAUUGUCUUGCUGAUUGGUUCGGUUGCAUUACUUCCCGCCUUCUCAUUCUGGGUGGGCCGACAGGAAAGACGUGGAAAGGCUGCAUUGAUUCCUAACUCUCUAUGGAAAAAUGUUCCUUUCCUUGCUAUAUGCGUUUCCAUGUUCUUCACGUGGGCCGCCUUCAACGCCUUCCAGUACCAGAGUACUCUCUACUUUCAAGAUGUUCAAAAUCUAUCCCCUCUCCAGGCAUCAAUCCGCUUCCUACCAAUGGCAGUGGUUGGGGUCCUCACCAACUCUGCUACCGCGUAUUUGGUCACAAGGGUCAACGUCAACGUUCUUCUAGGUAUCUCUGCGCUCAUCACCGCUGUCUCGCCUAUCCUGAUGGCUCUCGCCAAUCCCGCCUGGGCAUACUGGACUGCGCCCUUUAUUGCGAUGAUGCUAAGUCCACUCAAUGGCGAUGUGCUUUGGACCGUCUCCAGCCUUGUGAUAUCCCGCUCAUUUCCGGGUGACUCCCAGGCACUCGCAGGUGGCGUGUUCAACACCAUCUCCCAAUUAGGCAAUUCCGUCGGACUGGCCAUCACCGCUGCCAUUGCAGCAUCGGUCACCGACCAUAAGGAGCAAGAUGGCUCUUCCUCUUCAAAGGAGGUUCUUCUGCUGCAGGGUUAUCGCGCGGCGUACUGGACGAUCUUCGCUGGCAUGGUCUUGGUCUUGUAUCAAAGAGCCGUCUUGUCGACAAAACUUUUGUUUUCAUACAAUAUCUCGAAAUCCAAUGCGCUCGAGACAUUGACGUGGUCUAUCUUCUCCCGUGAAAGGCUACCGCAAAGAAAUUCUGAGGAGCCUGAAUUCACAGGCCGGAAACCGCCAAGGCCCCGUGCCUCUCAACUUCCUGACCUCCGCGCGUUUCUCCAACGUCCACCUUCACACCCCGCACUCAACGGCCUCAAGUCUGGCAUGGGAUGGUGGUUGUGGUCGCCGUCUGGGUCCAGGUCAGAUCCAGAGGAUACUCGCAAUGACUCGCGCCAUCAUCCACCUGACAGUAACAACAGCAACUACCAUCACCACAACAAGACACACGAACAACUCGUACCCCCGCCUUCCACGACAUCCUCAAAGCAGGCCACAGAUUGGAACUCAAGUCUCAAUGCAUUCGACUGGAGCCAAUUCAAAGAGCCGCGGAAUUUGAUCCCAACCCUGCUCCUCACGGGCGGCAUUCUAUUCGUCGUUCACAUCCACCGCCGUUACCUUCGCCGCUUCCCUGAGGCUACAGACAUUGCCUCUUCCUACUUCCGCCAAAGAUCCCUCCUGGGACGCGUUACGAGUGUGGGCGAUGGGGACAAUUUCAGGAUUUACCAUACGCCUGGGGGCAGAUUGGUUGGAUGGGGUUGGCUGCCAUGGAUGAAGGUGCCGACGUCCAGGAAAGAAUUGAAAGACCGGACUGUUCAUAUCCGCCUUGCGGGCGUCGAUGCUCCGGAGCUCGCUCAUUUCGGCCGUCCUGCCCAACCGUUUGCUCACGAAGCACACAUGUGGCUUACAUCUUAUCUGCUGAACCGACGGGUGCGCGCAUACGUGCACCGACCCGAUCAAUACAAGCGCGUGAUUGCGACUGUAUACGUACGGCGAUGGCUAGACUUUCCACCGCUCCGGCGACGGGACGUUUCGUACGAAAUGCUGAAGCGCGGUCUAGCCACAGUCUACGAAGCUAAAUCCGGGGCCGAAUUUGGUAGCAAGGAACAUGAACUCAGAUACCGCCAGGCAGAGCAGCAGGCCAAGGCUUGGAGACAGGGGCUGUGGAAGGACUUUUGGCGUCAUGGUGGAGUCGAUUUUGAAAGUCCGCGAGAGUACAAGACUCGAAUGGGGCUGGAAAAGCCUUUGGAAAUAUCUCCAAAGUUGCCUUCAACGAAAAAGAGGCCUGGUUUCCUGGCUUCGCUGCUGAGCAAUAUUUUCACUUCUUCUCGUGCUAAGAAGCAGCAGUAA
Molecule: messenger RNA, 3870 nt
Organism: Talaromyces atroroseus
Lineage: Eukaryota; Fungi; Ascomycota; Eurotiomycetes; Eurotiales; Trichocomaceae
Exons: 8
Coding region: 1-3870 (1289 amino acids)
Biological process (GO): transmembrane transport
Cellular component (GO): membrane
Molecular function (GO): oxidoreductase activity; transmembrane transporter activity
Source: RefSeq, a predicted model, not a curated record